Molecule: messenger RNA, 2765 nt
Organism: Scophthalmus maximus (turbot)
Lineage: Eukaryota; Metazoa; Chordata; Actinopteri; Pleuronectiformes; Scophthalmidae
Gene: mlphb
Product: melanophilin b
Exons: 16
Coding region: 348-2135 (595 amino acids)
Biological process (GO): intracellular protein transport
Cellular component (GO): cortical actin cytoskeleton
Molecular function (GO): actin binding; myosin binding; small GTPase binding
Source: RefSeq, a predicted model, not a curated record
CUCUGCGGGCAACAGGACCAAUCCCAACCCCAAAUAAUUUUUUCCAAACGGAUCGAUUUACCAUUCAUCACGUACUCUCCCAGCAUAACCGAGCAGCCCAAUACAAUGAAGGAACUCCGCUGUGAAUGAGGCCAGAAGGGGCAAAGCACCCGGCCUGACCCUUGGAAGGCGGAGAGGAGGCUUGUCUCCCUGCCUUUCUUCCUCCUGGUUAACUAGACAUGUGAUUAGCAUUGCUGUCUGCUACUUAGUUUGCCCUGCAGUCAAGCCUGGUGUGCCUUCGGAGGAUUUACUGCCAGAGGGCUACUCAGUCAACACCAAGGCCAGCACCAAGCAUCAACUUCACCGUUAUGCCUAGCACCACAACAGGGGAGAAGCUGGAUCUUUCCAAGCUCACAGAUGAGGAGGCCAAGCAUGUGUGGGAAGUUGUCCAGCGAGACUUUGACCUGCGGAAGAAAGAGGAAGACAGACUUGGGGAGUUGAAGACACAGAUUGAGAAGGAGGACACCAAGCGAGAGCUGUUGGGGCACCAGACCAGCCUGACUGAGUCCUACUGUAUACGAUGUCUUCAGCCCUUCAAGUUCCUGGUCAAUAGCAAACGUCAGUGUCUGGACUGCCACCUGUACAUCUGCAAGUCCUGCAGCCGCUACAACAAGAAGGAGAAUGGCUCGGUGUGUGAUCCCUGUCACAUGGCCAGGGUCCUCAAGAUCGGCACGUUGGAGUGGUACCACGCAAACGUCCGCACCCGCUUCAAACGAUUUGGCAGUGCCAAGGUGAUGCGAUCGCUCUUCAAGAGGCAGAACGGAGAACGCAGUUGCUCUCAUAGUGACAUUGGAGCAGAUGGAUAUGAGGGGCACAGUAUGGAUGCAACAAAUUCGCAACACUACAAAAGGACAAAUAAAGCCAAAAGGCGGCUAACUGUCGAUCCCAUUGACUUCGAACUGGGCUGGGACUAUUCCAAUGAGUCAAGAGGGAAGUCAAAUCAGGCCCCAGACUCCCAGGACAUCCUGGUCGUGGAUGUGGGUGUGAGGGAGUCGAUGCUUGCUGAAGCUGAUGUGGCCUCUGUUUUCCAACAGAUUUCGGAGGAGCAUCGCUCAGGUCUGGACCCGGAUGACGUGGCGUACUACGAAAGCCGAACCAUCCCAUCUGGCUCCGUCUCCCAGCUCAGCCACUCCUCUUGUGGCAGUGGAAGUGCGGGGCGUCCCCAGGGCAGCAGCACAUAUCUGCCCGGGCCCGAGCACUCGGAGGAGGAGGACGACGACCAGUGCCAGCCCUACCUGCUCUACCACUCUCACCUCAGUCACACUUCUCAAGAGAGCCUGAACUCGGCCAACCCCCCACCACAGAUCACUGACCUGAGCAGACACAUCUCAACCGUUGAGACCAUCUUGAGUCGCUUAGAACAGCAGGUCACCGCAACAAAUGAUCAGGCUCCUUCGACUCCAAAUAGCACCUCACCCGUCCCUCAGUGGGGCGGCGUGGACCUGGAAGAGCAGCAGCUCAGGCAGAAGCUGCACGAAAUGACGAACGACAUCAGUGACCACAGCCUGACCUCCGACGAGGACGAGUCCAGCACGCCCCAUUCCUCGCAAGGGGUCCCGGCGUGGAGGAGCCCAGAGGGCGACGCCAGACCUUCCAGGCUACCGAUCAGACCCACGUCCAGAACGAGCACCGUGGAUUCCAUACUGGAGGAGGAGCAGCCUCAGGAGACCGACUCUCAGAAGACAAACCACAUGACGGAGAGUGUGGAGAGGAAGGGGCACCCCCCGGAGGAGGCAUCGCAGGCAAACUUCCGAGGCUCAACAGCUCUGCUCGUCGAGCUGGAGGGCCAGGUCGCUCAGGCAGCCGCCAACGUCCAGAACGCCGAGAGCGAGGUCUCUUACAUAGAGAACAGGAUCGCUGCCCUGAAUGUCGCUGGCAUGCCCGUGGACAGAAGAAAGUCUGCAAUCCCGAUCCCAGCACGAAGACUUUCGCAGAACUUUCCCACAAGCGAACAGACGUGCUCCCAGUUGUCAGGCCAGGUGAGCAGGUUUGUGAGGAACUCCCUGGACAGGGGCUCGCUGACCCAGAGGAACCCAGUGGCCAAGCCCAAGACCAGGGCGACCUGUGCGAAGCCAGUCAUGACACAGGGCUCCUGAGGAGGAGGCUGAGCCUCAUGUGACCUGUGACCACAGUUUGUUGGUUUAUUACAGAUUGUAAGAAUCUGAAGAGGAAUGAAUCCGUGUCCGGUUGAAGAGAUGGUCGGCUACAGCGGGACUGCUUCAAGCUUUAUUCAAAAAUGUGCCCUUUUGAAAUGAUGAUGUUUAUUUUCCAUAUUUAUAGUAUAUGAGUUACAUUGCUAGGUGUGCAUCUUAAGUCCUACAUAUGAUUUGCAGAUUGAUUUUAACUAAUGUAAGAUGUUGCAUUUAGCAUUGUAAUCUGAUAAACUGAUCAAUAGAUGAUAAUCUGAUCAAUAGAUGAUAAUCUGAUAUUGCCGCUUAGUCCAAUGUUCAGAGUGUAAAUGAAAACAUGAGACAAACAGAAAAUGUAGCAACUUGUUAAUUUAAGUAACGUGUUAAAUUCUCCUAUAGCUGGUAACUAUACUUUUAUAUUAUCUGUAACAUCUUUUUUUAUGCUUUGUGAUGAUUGGUUCACAUGUUUGUCACGGGUUUCUUUUUUAAGAAUGGACGUAGUUAAUCUGGGUUAUGUCACAGAAAUAACAGGGAGUUAAACCAAGGGUUUUAAGGUGUGUGAGCUGUAAUGUGUACAAAUAAAAUGAAUACAGAAUA